AUGAACGGCACAGAGGGACCAUUUUUCUAUGUCCCUAUGGUAAACACCACCGGCAUUGUUCGGAGUCCUUAUGAAUACCCUCAGUACUACCUUGUCAGCCCAGCAGCUUAUGCUGCCCUGGGUGCCUACAUGUUCCUGCUCAUCCUCCUGGGCUUCCCCAUCAACUUUCUCACUCUCUACGUUACCAUCGAACACAAGAAGCUGCGAACCCCUCUAAACUACAUCCUGCUGAACCUUGCGGUGGCUAACCUCUUCAUGGUGUUUGGAGGAUUCACCACAACGAUGUACACCUCUAUGCAUGGCUACUUUGUUCUAGGUCGUCUUGGCUGCAAUCUGGAAGGAUACUUUGCUACCCUUGGUGGUGAAAUUGCUCUCUGGUCACUGGUUGUUCUGGCUAUUGAAAGGUGGAUGGUUGUCUGCAAGCCCAUCAGCAACUUCCGCUUUGGGGAGAAUCACGCUAUCAUGGGUUUGGUCUUCACCUGGAUUAUGGCCAAUGCUUGCGCCGCACCCCCUCUUGUUGGCUGGUCUCGUUACAUCCCUGAGGGCAUGCAGUGCUCAUGUGGAGUUGACUACUACACACGCGCAGAAGGUUUCAACAACGAAUCCUUCGUGAUCUACAUGUUCAUCUGCCACUUCCUCAUUCCACUGAUUGUUGUGUUCUUCUGCUAUGGCCGUCUGCUCUGUGCUGUCAAGGAGGCUGCUGCUGCCCAGCAGGAGUCUGAGACCACCCAGAGAGCUGAGAGGGAAGUCACCCGUAUGGUCGUACUCAUGGUCAUCGCUUUCCUGGUAUGUUGGUUGCCAUAUGCAGGUGUGGCUUGGUGGAUCUUCACACAUCAGGGCUCUGAGUUCGGACCAAUCUUUAUGACCCUCCCCGCCUUCUUUGCCAAGAGUUCCUCCAUCUACAACCCCAUGAUCUACAUCUGCAUGAACAAGCAGUUCCGCCACUGCAUGAUUACCACCUUGUGCUGCGGGAAGAAUCCCUUCGAGGAGGAGGAGGGAGCGUCCACUACUGCCUCCAAGACCGAGGCCUCCUCUGCCUCCUCCAGCUCUGUGUCUCCUGCAUAA
Messenger RNA from Toxotes jaculatrix (banded archerfish), 1065 nucleotides. Its product is annotated as rhodopsin. Gene Ontology annotation, cellular component: photoreceptor outer segment; membrane. The coding region runs from base 1 to 1065 and encodes 354 amino acids. Gene Ontology annotation, biological process: visual perception; G protein-coupled receptor signaling pathway; phototransduction. Lineage: Eukaryota; Metazoa; Chordata; Actinopteri; Toxotidae. Gene Ontology annotation, molecular function: G protein-coupled receptor activity. The record is from RefSeq and is a predicted model, not a curated record. The transcript has a single exon.